Molecule: messenger RNA, 1281 nt
Organism: Myotis lucifugus (little brown bat)
Lineage: Eukaryota; Metazoa; Chordata; Mammalia; Chiroptera; Vespertilionidae
Exons: 5
Coding region: 1-987 (328 amino acids)
Biological process (GO): N-acylphosphatidylethanolamine metabolic process
Cellular component (GO): cytoplasm
Molecular function (GO): glycerophospholipid phospholipase A1 activity; A2-type glycerophospholipase activity
Source: RefSeq, a predicted model, not a curated record
AUGAACAUCAGCGUGGACUUCCCGGCCCAGCUGCAGCUCCAGCCCGGGCCUCAGCAGCUCCCUGUGAUCUGUCUCACCUUCCUGGCUGUUUUCUUGCAGUUUCGUGGAGAGCCCAACCCUGGAGACCUGAUUGAGAUUUCCCGCAUCGGCCCCUCACACUGGGCCCUCUACGUGGGCGAUGGUUAUGUGAUCCACCUGGCACCCCCAGAUGAGUUCCCUGGGGCCGGCUCCUCCAGCAUGUCCUCCGUGCUGAGCCCCAGAGGAAAGGUGAAAAGGGAGCUCCUGAGUGACGUGGUGGGGGGCUGCAGCUAUCGGAUCAACAACCACUUGGACCUGGAGUACUCGCCACUGCCCGUGAACAAGAUUAUCAGGUCUGCGGAGGAGAUGGUCGGUAAGGAGAUGGAAUAUGGUAUUCUGAACAGGAAGCGUGAGCACUUUGUCAACGAUCUGAGAUAUGGCAAGGCCAACAGUCGGAAGAUUCGUGAAGAGCCCAAACCUGGAGACCUGAUUGAGAUUCCCCGCAUUGCCUACUCACACUGGGCCCUCUAUGUGGGCGAUGGUUAUGUGAUCCACCUGGCUCCCCCAGAUGAGUACCCUGGGGCUGGCUCCUCCAGCCUCUUCUCCGUGCUGAGCCCCAGAGGGAUGGUGAAGAGGGAGCUCCUGAGUGACGUGGUGGGGGGCUGCGGCUAUCGGAUCAACAACCACUUGGACCUGGAGUACUCGCCACUGCCCGUGAACAAGAUUAUCAGUUCUGCGGAGGAGAUGGUUGGUAAGGAGAAGGAGUACAGUAUUGUGAACGAGAACUGUGAGCACUUUGUCACCUCUCUGAGAUACGGCAAGGCCCGCAGCCUGCAGGCAGAAAACUUCGUGACCGAUCCAAAUAAGUACCUUGGAAAUGCAGCUUGGACUGCUCUCACCUGUUCUGUCAUGAAGAAGCCAUUGCCCAACACCAGUGACAGCCUGAAGGGGCAGGAAACCCCGCAUUAGAAGCCGCUGUAGAGCUGACCUCCCACAGUCCGUCCCCCUGACCCGAGCUCACGGGCAACCUGUCUCUCACUGUCCCUCUCUCACUGGCUGAAGGAUGGACUGAUUGUGCCAAGACUGAGAAAUUCAUACGUAAACCUACAUACCCUCCAGGGAGGGGUUCCGCUCCUUCUGUGGCUCCUAAAGCAGAACGGAAGCACCUGGGCACCUGGUGGGGACCCAGCGUUUGCUGUCCGUGUGACCUGGAGAAAGCUCUGGACUCUCAGUUUUGUUUUUCUUUCAUAUUUUUUUCAGAGA